Eimeria tenella is the source of this 2610-nucleotide messenger RNA. RefSeq lists its product as uncharacterized. The transcript has a single exon. The record is from RefSeq and is a predicted model, not a curated record. Lineage: Eukaryota; Apicomplexa; Conoidasida; Eucoccidiorida; Eimeriidae. The coding region runs from base 1 to 2610 and encodes 869 amino acids.
AUGACGGCCUCUCCCUCUCAGUUUCCGCUGCAUCUUGCGGAGCCUUCCCCUCCAUGGGCCCCGGGGAUUGCACUGGGCGCCGCACUUCCAGAGGCAGCUCAACCCUACCUUUUGAGCGCCCCUGCGCCUCUGGCCCCAGAAUUUGAGCUUUAUGAAUUGACAAGGAGGGUUCACCCUGAGUAUUUACCCCCUUUCACUACCGCAUCAACUGGCCGGAGGAGUCGUUCUCUGCUUGUCGCCGUCAUCGCAUCGAUCUCUGUCGUUGCCUUCUUGUUGCUCCGCUGUUAUUCAGUUCUCCGUUCAGAGGGCUCAUUAGAAAGCGCCAGGUCUCUCGUCCGCCGGCUAGCUGGCGACGAUGAUCCCUUCCCUUGCUCGGUUCCUCCAGAAGAGGCCUCCUCUGACCUCUCACUGGGCGCCCUAGGGUUGCCCUUCGUUGAUACUCCAACCCUUGGAGGCUGGCACCCGAACCUGGCGCUUCAGCUGAAAACGCUGAAACUUAGUGAUGAGGAGUUAUCAGAAUUAACGGCGGACGAGAGGGAAACGAUAGUGAAGGCCCGGGAUUCUAUCAUGGUUACAGCUGGCAAGCACGCUUACUUGCAGCAACGCAGACGUGACAAAUCGGAACGAAGAGGAUCAUCCAGAGUUGAAGAAGUGGAAGAGACAGAAGGAGAUAAGGAGCUCAUUUUGGCCAAGCAACAGCUUGAUCGCAUGCAUUGGAGCACCUCACAGGAAGUCUCAGCUUUAAUCGCUAGAGCCAACGCGUUUGUAUCCGGAAGGCAAAUUAGCUGGCGCGUUGCUCAAGCCCUGGCCGCCCGAGACGUGAUAUUAAGACCUGAAUUCACGCCUCAGGUUCACGCCACCUUGGAGCACAGGAGCCACAUCACGAGCCUUGCCUCAGAUAUUGUCCAACAGAGCAAGUUUUGCCGCAACGAACUCCUUAAACAGCAACAGAGGCCCAGCGCCCCGCGUUUCCCCCCCUCGAUUCCUGCUUCUUUGGAGCCGCUGAUUGGCCGCUCCCGGCGAAUCCUAAGCGACUUGCGCAAACUGGGAGAGCUACUGGAGCUGGCAGGCAUGUCCGUUAAAGCCUUGGAAGUCAGCCGCGAGGCUGAGAGCUUGUCCAAAGUGUUGGAGUCCAGUGGAACGCUAGGCAGCAUUAUGAAUAUGUUUGGGUUCUUGAAUUUUCCGAUUAGCCCGAAGCCGCGCAGGAGCUUCACAGAUCGCUUGACAGAGUCUAUGAGGGAGUCACCUACAAGCAACCAACGCCGGAAGGUUUCCUCUGCUGAGGCGUUAUACAAAGGGGGGGAGUCUUCAGACGACAGCUCCUCAUCUUCUGUGUUUAUGGGGGAAGACGCAGGCGAAGGCAGCAGCAAGCACCUCUCUUCCUCAGCGCCUUCAGUUAAGGCCAUGGAUGGACGCGGCAUCUUCAGAGAGCAGCGAAAAAGCACGUCUGCUCUCCGCGGGACCCCCACGCCCCCAGAGGGCAUGAAAACUUGGCGGUCUUUUCCAGAGCUAAUGGGCCGCCUGUUCAUGAACACUGAAGCAGAGCCGACUCACCCAGGCUCCUCCGGAAGCUAUGCAGAUCAGCGCGUUCUUCUUCUCGCUCCCGAAUCCCUGGCUACUCCGGACUCAUCCCUCGACAAGGGAGAGGAGCCAUCUGAUGAAACCGACUACUCGUCGGACGAAUCAACCGACGCCUCUGAUUCGCUGCAGCACCGGAGCUACGGGGGAAUGAGUCGGAGGCAACGAGCGUUCUCCCGAAGGAAACAAAAAUACCCGUUUCCGUUUCACGGGGGAAAGUCUUCGCGGCCAGGCGGUACCGGAUACACCCCCGAAAAAGUUGUCAAGCUACUUCAAAAGUGGAAACAACGGACACUGCAACUACUCAAUAACGAUUCAGAUCAAUAUUACCGGCGCGGUCCCCUCGAGUUCGCGCUACAGGAGGGGACGCAGCUAGUGUCUACCUGGGGGCAGCCAGAGAGCGCUGCAGAGGCCGCAGGCUUCAGCGCCCAAAGUGUACUUGAAAUUAAGCAACAGGUGGAGAGCUGCCAAGACCUGUGCACCAAAGUUCGUCAGCGUCUUGUAAAGAGAGCGAUCAAGGCUCUGAAAGAAUCCGAGCGGACACUUUCCUCGUCCCUACAGGCGCUGCAGAAUGCUUUAGAACAAGAGCGCUCAUGCGCAACGGGGACGCCUUGCUUCAGUAGAGUGGUGCUGCUGGCCGCCUCCACAACUGAAAAGUCAAAAUCCGUCUACUUCAUGUACUCGUCGCUGGUGGCGGCGCCUGAGCCCGCGGUGGAGCUGAGCGCGGCCCUGAGAAGGCUAGCAGAAACGGCAGCAGCAGUAGCAGGCCUUCUCGACGAAGCAGCAGAGCGCUUGAGCGCCACCGAUGGAGCUCAGAGGAAAACAGGACAGAAGCAAGCGGCUAUCGCAGCCCUCGGAGCUGUGGGGGAGCAGGUUGCAGCGAGCGCUAUCCGAGAAGCCUCCGCGACGGCAGCAGAGGGACACCCUGAAGUCGCGGGGCCUUCUUCGGCCACAGGAGAGGCGCUUAUUUCUAUGGCAGCGUCCAAGGCCAGCACAGUGUUGGCGAUGCUACAAGGACAGAAGGAAAAAUAG